CUAUGCUGUGAACACUCGGACUUUGAGACAUGAUGAAACUUCACCCCCGGUACCAGCUCAUCCAGCUCAAGCAUGGCUUUGCAAUGAGAGAGAAAAUCUGUUGUCGUCAGAGCACACGCAGUUCAGUAGCAGAUCAGAAAGUGGAACUUUAUCCUGGACACCUGAAUCAAAAUCAAGUAGGAAGAGUUUACUGCAAUCUGAAAAAGAGGAAAAAAUUUCAGAAGAAUGGGGCUUUAAGGAUAUCUCUACAGCUCAGCAAAUGCUAAAGAGAGCAAAGAAAAUGAAAUCAAGGAAACUAAGGAAAAAAUUAGAACCGUCUGUGCGACUAGCAUUAUUCAAAAAGAACAAAAAUAAACUUUCGGUUACCAAGUCAUCAAAGAAAUCACAGCUCAGAAGAGACAAUUACUUUGCAGAUGAGGAGGAAGAAGCAGCCUCCAAGGCAACUGCUGCAAAGGAAAAGUUAGAAAGGAGUAAGGAGUAUACCUACCAGUGGCUGCAUACACAAGUUGGCUUUCCUGAAGCAACUAGUUCCAGAAACGUGAAAUGCAAUCACUUCUUGCCCGAGUUAGAUCCAGAUGUACUUAAUGGUGGAAGAGUUCAACUUGUGGCAAGACUUGUAAGCAGAGAAGACACGGAUUUAGACCUUUUUUCCAUGACCAGUGCAAGUACUUUGUCUGUGAACAAAGAAAAAAAAAGCCAGACACACAGAUACUCGACGGGAUCCUCAAGUGGCUCAAACAAGGGAAUAAUUGCACCAAUGAUAACACACACCAGACCUUCUAUUAAGGAGCGCAUAUCAUUCCGCGACAAUCCUGUUCAACUCAGCGGUGGCUGGGGAAGUGGCAAAAGGAAGGUGAAAUCGUCCACUUAAUAGUCCCAGCUCCAGCACUCCAAACACCACGCACAUGACUUAGUUAACUCUGCAGAUACCCGGUCCUGUUACCAGACAGAAACAAGGUUCCCGAAACAUUGCACUUACUGUUUCAUUAUGAUAUUUCAUAAUGUUGUCUUCUAGGCGCAGCCACUUUCUCGUUUAUUGCUAGAGUUAACAGAUCCUCGUGCGUUCUUGUGGAGACACCGCAGGGCAAUUUGUAUGAACAUUUUCUCCUUUGGUUUUUAUGUAAUGAUGCAUGUAUUCAAAUUAUUCUUUUAACUCCUUUAAUAUAAUACAUAAAUGAAUAUAACUAUAGAUGUUGCUUAGAGAAAUAUUAGUGAAUAGUUAUUGCAUUAAUAAGUUUGAAUGUCCCCAAUUUCUUAGCAUCUUAGAAUUCAUUAUGUGUGUGUGUGUGUGUGUGUGCGCCUUUUAAGCUAAAGUGAAAUAUAAAUUUAAACAUUUAUCAACCCAGUAAUUUGAAAAUAAAUCUGUAAUGUUUUACUCAAGUGUGUUUUAUCCUUGUCUAUAAGAGAUGUAUGUGAAUUCUGAUUCUUUAAAACAAUCCAACUCACACAUACUCAAUCACUUUUAAUUUUGUUAAAGCACCUUUAAAAUGCCAUUUGAUUUUUUUUUCAGAGCUGAAAAUGAUCAUUUGCAAGUAUUAGUAUAUUUUCUUUACUUGUAGACAAGUUUUAGUAAAGUCUUACUAGUGUGAGGGUAAUUCUCCCCAUGUUAUCUCUGCAAGUACAGUAUGCAAAAUGCCGUUGGGCUCUGGGCUUAGAGGCUCUAUCGCUCUCCAUCCGGAAUGCCUUUUAGGAAACUAAACCACGCACUCCAGUGACUCUUCCUAGUUUCUCUGUGUAAUAGGAUCCAGUGAACUUCAGGUUUCUCUUUUGUUUCUCCUGCUCUCCAGUGAAAUUCUUUACCCAGAGAUGACUAAACAGAUUUCAAGAUACAUUUGUUUACUUUUUUAAAAUUUAAUCCCCCCCAUACUUUCUGGACUCCUGUUGCAUUUCAAACCUGUAAAUCUCUUUUAACCUGAUUGAGAUAGAAAUGUUAAUGAGCCUUGAGCUGUCAAUCUAUAAAGAAAACAUUGAUUCAUAUGUUUCAAUGUAGAAAUUGAGCUCUACAUGUAUUUGUUUUGUGAACAGUUAGGUCAUCCCUUUGCUAACAACAUCCACAAAUCAGUAUAAAGUAAUGAUGGAAAAUAUUUUAUCUCAGCUUAUUUUCAACUCUGAAGGAAAAAAAACACAUUAAAAGUGACAUUGAUAGGGUUUUAUGGUUCAUAAACCUACCCAAUGAAGUGGAAAGGCUAGUAUGAGAAAUGAGAUGUUUAUUAUUAAACUGUUUUCAUAUGUGAAAUAAACUUUGUAGUUUUUUUCUUCUGUAACUUUUGUGAUUUUUUUCAUAGUAGUAAUUGUGAAGAUCAUUGGUAUUGAUGACUUUAAAUCUGUAGGCAAUGAUUAAUAAAUGUCAAUAAAACUGUUUCCAAGAAUUAUGGUGUUUACAUCAGAAGUUCUUUUGAAUGUAGUUUGUUGCAUUUAACCUAAAAGUGAUCAUCCAAAGAAACUUAUAAUCCCAAAUUUGCCACUUUUUAUUCUAGUAGUAUAUUUGUGUUCAUGAAACUGGUAUUUUUAAAAUUUAAUAAAACAUUAAGUGGUUGAACAAA
This is a messenger RNA of Rattus norvegicus (Norway rat), 2543 nucleotides long. NCBI's taxonomy places the organism in Eukaryota, Metazoa, Chordata, Mammalia, Rodentia, Muridae. The record is from RefSeq and is a predicted model, not a curated record.